Molecule: messenger RNA, 978 nt
Organism: Penicillium macrosclerotiorum
Lineage: Eukaryota; Fungi; Ascomycota; Eurotiomycetes; Eurotiales; Aspergillaceae
Product: palmitoyl-protein thioesterase family protein
Exons: 1
Coding region: 1-978 (325 amino acids)
Cellular component (GO): lysosome
Molecular function (GO): palmitoyl hydrolase activity; thiolester hydrolase activity
Source: RefSeq, a predicted model, not a curated record
AUGAAGUGUCUUGCUCCAAUCUGUUUAUCUCUUGCCACUACAGCUCUUGGCCUGGUCAUCCAACAGCCAUCGUCGCUUGAAGAAGAUGCGACCCAACUCCCACUCAUCAUCUGGCACGGCCUCGGCGACGACUUUGAACGGGAUGGACUGCAGGAGGUGGUCUCACUUGUUGAAUCUGUGAACCCAGACACCUAUGUUCACAUUAUCCGGUUGGCAGAAACAGGUGGUGGUGACCGCCAAGCAACAUUUUUUGGUAAUGUCAGUGAGCAGAUCCAGACGGUUUGCGAGCAACUUGCCUCAGAGCCAAUCUUGAGCACAGCACCUGCCGUUAAUGCACUCGGCUUCUCGCAGGGUGGACAAUUCCUGCGAGGCUAUAUUGAGCGGUGCAAUAAUCCCCCAGUCCACAACCUUGUCACGUUUGGCAGCCAACACAAUGGGAUCUCCGAGUUUCAGUCCUGCUCGUCAGGCGACUGGCUCUGCAACGGAGCCGAGGCGCUGCUGCGAUCAGGCCGAUGGACACAAUUUGCACAGUCACAUGUUGUCCCUGCACAGUACUUCCGGGACCCGAACGAGCUCGAUGCCUAUUUGGAGCACAGCAACUUCCUCGCCGACAUCAACAACGAGCGUGAGUUCAAGAACGAGACGUACAAGAAGCACCUGGAGUCGUUGAACAUGUUCGCCAUGUUCAUGUUUGACGAGGAUACGGUGGCUGUACCGAAGGAGAGUGCUCUCUUUGCCGAAGUCAAUGCCACGGAUGGGACUGUCACGCCUCUCCAGGAGCGGCAGAUCUACAAGGAGGACUGGUUGGGACUGAAGAAGCUGGACGACCAGGGGAAAUUGCACUUCAAAUCCGCGCCAGGUCAACACAUGCACUUGUCUGAGCAGCUCUUGAAGAAGGCCUUCAAGGAGUAUUUCAGCCCCAUUGAGGAGUCACAGUCACCUGCCUUCCCGGGACUUGUGGUACAAUCGGCCCUCUGA